GUCCGGGGCCCGCACUUGACCGCUACAUUCACGGUCCGGGGCCACCGCCGACGCCGAACGACCUGAAAUAAUUCCCUCAAUAUCUCUCGCCAAGUCUCCGCGCGGGGCCAUUCGCUGUCCGCCUUCAUCUUUGAGAUGGCGUGUGCGGUGGCCACCCCAUUGCUGGAACCGAGUGGGGACUUUCCAGCGUGGCUGAAGGCGCAGGGCGUAAACGCAGAGGUGGCCCGAGCCAUAGACUCGGAGCUGGGCAUCCGGGACUACGGGGUCCUGCGUGCCUGCGUCGGGGAUGGCCUCGUGCGGGCUGAGCUACUGGCCACGGCGCGUGACCGCCUUCCCUUCGGCUUCUACGCCGUGCUGCGGCAGGUGGUGAAGGCCCUGCAGGGCUCAGAGCAACAUGAUGAGACGCGCUGGGACACCGCCGCCUCUCCUGGCGAUGUGACGCUGGGAGGCCUCGUGGACGUGCUGUUUGCGCUGUUCAGCGGCCUGAGCCGGGAGCUGCUGCUGUCUGUGCAGAGGCUGGGAGGUGGUGGUGGUGGUGGUUGGGAUGGUGGUGGUUGUGGGGAUGGGCAAGUUGAAGAGGAUCCAGUUCAGGCUUGGCAUGAAAUUAAAACUGAACAUGAAGACUCAGAUGAAGGAAUCACUCAAGUGUCGGAGCAACGCGGGGUGAGACCCGGUCUCUCCAGAUCUGAGAUGGAAGCGCUGACAGCAGGAAUUCCUGCCCAUAAACAGUUCGCUUCUGAGAAUGCAGGAGGAGGGAUCUCGGAGCUGAGCAUCCAGGACAUGGCAGCCCUGCACGUGCAAAACUCUCACCUCCCAUACGACGAUGACAACGAGGAUGACGUGGCCACGGCCAUAAUGCAGCAGCAGCAGCAGCAGCAACAGCAUGGCUCCCAACCCCGGGCGAAGAUGCCGAUGCGAGAGAAGGUCCGGCCCCACAAGUGCCCGCACUGCGAAAGCCGCUUCUUCAAGACGGACGACCUGAAGCGGCACCUGCGCACGCACACGGGCGAGCGGCCGUACUGCUGCGAGGUGUGCGGGCGCGCGUUCUCUCAGCACUGCAACCUGAAGAAGCACUGGAUCACGCACACGGGCGAGCGUCCCUUCCGCUGCGACGUGUGCGGACGCGCCUUCGCACACUACUCCAACAUGAAGGCACACUGGCGCACGCACACCGGAGAGAAGCCCUACACCUGCGAAGUGUGCGGCCACACCUUCUCGCAUUUCGGCAACAUGAAGAUGCACCAGCGCAUGCACCACGGAGAGCAGACAGGAGAUUUGGCCAAUGUGGGGAAGGGAGAUUGGGUUUCAGGAUCGGUGUUGUCCUGAGAUUUUGACUCCCGUAAAAGGUUUACGAUCGGUGUCUUGAGACCCAUGUUCAGAAGGCUGGUUUUCAAAAUUGGCUCCAGGAUAUGCUGUUAUAGUAUUGGUGUUUUUAGACUAUUUUGAGAAAAAUAGACCAGUUUUUAGUAUCUGAAACUUGCACCUUAGCUCCAGGGGAAGUGGUUUCAGGAUCUUGUGUUUUGAGACUUGGCUCUAGGACUCAGUUUCUGGGUUCAUGUUUGGAGACUUAUCUUCAGGAGACCUGGUUUUAAUAAUGGUUUCUCAAAUACGACUUGGUUCAUGGAACCAGGUUUAAUAAUCAGUGUUUUGCCAUGUUCAGGGGAGUAGGGUUUGAUUUUGGAUUCGAGACAUUAUUUGGCACUAUAAUGUGCGCUUGUUUCUCAUCAGUAGUAACUAUACCUGUACCCAGGUCACUCUUGCAAAUGAGACUAUCCUUAUCUCUUACAUUCUCAUCUGGCUAAUGGAAAUAAAGUAUCCAACUUGAAACUGUAGCUUCCCAACCCAGUUGCUUAAUUACAAAUACACUAUUAGUUCCACUGAGGACAAGUCCUAGAGUUAAUUCCCUACCCUUUUCUCACCUACACACUUCAGUCAUUGAAGCUCACAGAGUUCUAACAGAAUUCUUGAGAUGACUGGCUCUGAAAAAUAAUAUAAGGUGAAUCUGACUCCAUUAUAAUACAGUCACCAUCAUCAUCACAUUGGUGAGGGCUUAGGCCAUGAAUAGCUUGUGAGCUGACAAGUGCUUAAAGAUAAAAGGGCGUGCUAAUGAAGGUACUAUGCUGUUCAUAUCGUGAUUUGGCUGAUUGGCAUCUUGGCAGCGCAAUAUAGUUCGUAUCUCCGCGUUAAACUCGACCCAUCACUCAGGGAUCAAUAAAAAUGUACUACCACUGUGGGAAGUCACUAGUGGCUGUACCAAGGGAUAACUGGACCUUGUAAUAGAAAUGGGGAAUAUCCGCCACUGGCUAAGAGACCCGCAACUGAGAUGUGCACACUCCAGUUCUUGAGUAUGGGAACACACUUUGUUUUGAAUUAUAUCUUACAUUAGAAAUUUGUGAUAUUUUUUUGGGAUCCAUUAAAAAUAGGAUUCAUGGAUGAGGGUUUUGUGUGUAAGAGGAUCAUAUAUAGGAAGGGUUUUCCCUUCGUAUAUUAUACAGUACAAGUAUCACUUUAUAUCAGCUUUACUGUUACACUCCAUAGGAGGCCAAUUACUUGUUUCACUGAUGAUCGGGAGUGUUCAGUAUGCAUUUAGUACAAUAAUUAAUGCAACUGAUGAUGAUAAACUGACCUUGUCAUAAGAGUAAAACCAAUCAAACUCCGUGUUAUAAUUUUGGAAGCCCAAAUUCAAACAUUUUGGUUUUCAAUAAUUUCUUGUGAUAAGCAGACUCAACUAUGUGCCAACUAAAUGUUUUCUAGCCCACCUACAAUAUACAGAUUUACAUCAGUAACCGCCGUCUUAAUGUAUUAGAUAUCCACAUGUACUCAAACUCGAGUAGUUAUGUUGGAAUUGGUGUAGACAAAACACCUCACCAACAUUAACACUGCCGAAAUACAAAACAACACGUCAGAGGCUAAUGUUUUGGGCAAUUGUUCUGCCAUGUACCAUAGUGGCAAAAGGUAUUAAAAAAAUAUCCUUUCCAGGAAAUGUCUCAGUGCCUACUUACGAAAGAUAGCAAAUUCACAAAAUUUGCACAUUUCAACAAUGUUUCUCCGUGCCAUUUAUUGCAUGCACUUUUUGUUUUAUGCUGAUGCACUCUUUGAAUUCUACUCCUUGUGAAUGUCUGUCAGCUGUAUUUGCGUCCUGAUGGGCCUAUUUGUGCAAUGGUGGUUUGUGCAAUGGCUGUGAAUAAAAAGUACUG
Molecule: messenger RNA, 3197 nt
Organism: Lethenteron reissneri (Far Eastern brook lamprey)
Lineage: Eukaryota; Metazoa; Chordata; Hyperoartia; Petromyzontiformes; Petromyzontidae
Product: zinc finger and SCAN domain-containing protein 32-like
Biological process (GO): regulation of gene expression
Cellular component (GO): nucleus
Source: RefSeq, a predicted model, not a curated record